UGCUUUUUAAGCAUUCAAACUACUUAACUAAUCUUUAUCCAGGGUUUCCACAUCAUUUAGAGCUUGCUUCAUACAUUUUUGUAAUCCAUAUCUAAAUGGUUUCUAAAUAUUUGAUAGGCAAUUAUUUUAUAACAAGCGGGAACUAUCCAUUAUGGAUAUGUAAUUAAGCCUUCAUUGGCUAGCUUUCUGAUGACUAUAUAAAGCUAUAGCUUAGUUUUUUAAAUAACACAGAACUUGAUCUCAACAUGUUGGUGGAACCAAAUUAUUGGUCCACCGUUCUAAGUUUCCUCGGUGAGUUUUGCUUCUUCUGCUUUGAGCAAGUUUAGUUAUGAGAAAUUAUUCAAUGUAGCACACCAAUAUUUGAUGGAUUCGCAUGCUACUUGCGUAUUGUGGCACUCUUCGUUUGAUAUACAACUGAGGACCACUGAGCCACUGGCUUUGCUCAUUUUGGAACAUAAGAAAUGGUUCAUCCCAGGGCAAGAUAAUGACUUUUAUAACUAUGAACCAAAACGUUUCGAUUUCAAAGAGCAUAAUUUGCCUUAUAAUGAUUGGAUCCUGCGGGUAGCUGUGGCCAUCGAGCAGACGCAUUGCGAGAGCUUUAUAACAUUUCAGGAGCAUAUACCGCAAUUUAUUCGUAAUUUUUAUCAUGCCAGCACUUAUUCCAAUUGGCGCUCAAUUCAAAAUCAUUUUAUUUUUGUGUACACUGAUGAAUUGCUAGAAAACCCUAUGGAAUCUGAUAGUUAUCUGGAAGGCUAUAUAUUUCGAGAUCAACCGAACAUUCUUUUGGUCAACGCUCAGUUUCGUAAUUCGAGCGUAUUUGAAAUUAAAACCAAUCGCUUUGUUGGUUCCCGAUUUGAAAAUAAGCCACAUUUUUACACGCUGCAGAUUUAUGAUGCCAAAUCCGAACAGGUCAUAUGGAACAGUAAUACUGACUUAUCAAGUAAAAUGAGAAAUUUACAAGGACGCGAAGUCGUGUUGGGCCUUUUUAAUUAUGAACCAUUAAUGCUGUUAAGCUAUACAAAGCAACCAGCAAUGUUCGAUCGCGCUUUCAAUACCACAGAGGCACGUGCAGAUGGCACCGAAGUUCGUGUUAUCCUCACUUUCUGCGAACUUUACAAUUGCACCCUGCAAAUAGAUACAAGUGAAACAUCAGAGUGGGGCGACCUCUAUUCAAAUGCUACUGGCGUCGGACUGAUGGGAAUGGUAUUGGACAGAAGAAUUGAUUACGCCGUAGGCGGUCUGCUCACGUGGUACGAAGCUUAUAAGCAGCUGGAUAUAACAAGUUUUCUAGGAAGUUCCGGCAUCACAUGUUUAGUGCCAGCUCCGCGUAGGAUCAUUAACUGGGCUUUGCCACUACAACCAUUCCAGGCCAAAUUGUGGUUAUGUGUAAUCCUUUGCCUUACCUUGGAGUGCCUGGCUCUUGCUGGCACGCAUCACUUCGAAUUUUUAGCUUCCGAGCCGCGUUGGCGAAAGAGUCUGCGUUUUGCUUACGUCAGUACGCUUAAGCUAUUUGUGAACCAGGGCACACAUUAUGUGGCUACAUCGUAUGCCCUUCGCAUGGUCCUGCUGGCGAGCUAUAUGGUCGACAUAAUCCUGACCACUGUUUAUAGUGGAGGACUGGCAUCCAUACUGACGCUGCCGAAACUCGAGGAAGCUGCUGAUUCGCGGCAACGUCUCUACGAACACAAGCUAAUGUGGACAGGAACAUCUUAUGCCUGGAUAUCCACCAUUGAGGUCGGCAAUGAUGAUCCCGUUUUAUUGGGAAUCGUGGAUCAUUAUCGCGUAAAUGAUGCAGCGACUAUGGCUGCUAAGUCCCGCACUGAACAGAUGGGCUUUGUGGUAGAGCGAAUGCUUUUUGGUCACGUUGCCAACUCCGAAAUGAUUCCUGAUAAUGCAUUACCACGACUCAAAUUAAUGGUAGAUGAUCUUUACUUUGCCUACACAAAUGCGUACGUGCCGCGCUUAUGGCCAUUCAUUGGUAUCCACAAUGAUCUCACACUCGCCUGGCAUUCGUCGGGGUUUGACAAGUACUGGGAAUGGAAAAUCGUGGCAGACUAUAUGAAUGCCCAUCGACAGAAUCGCAUUGUGGCCUCGAAAAGACUCAACCUUGAUAUUGGACCCGUUAAACUGGGAAUAGACAAUUGUAUCGGACUGCUCCUGUUGUGGUGCUUUGGCAUGACAUGUAGUUUGCUGGCAUUUGUGCUCGAGUUGUGGUGGAUUUAUUUUAAAAACUAAUUUAUUUA
This is a messenger RNA of Drosophila hydei, 2243 nucleotides long. RefSeq lists its product as uncharacterized. Gene Ontology annotation, cellular component: membrane. The transcript is spliced from 6 exons. Bases 364 to 2235 code for a protein of 623 amino acids. NCBI's taxonomy places the organism in Eukaryota, Metazoa, Arthropoda, Insecta, Diptera, Drosophilidae. Gene Ontology annotation, molecular function: ligand-gated monoatomic ion channel activity. The record is from RefSeq and is a predicted model, not a curated record.